Molecule: messenger RNA, 864 nt
Organism: Mercurialis annua (annual mercury)
Lineage: Eukaryota; Viridiplantae; Streptophyta; Magnoliopsida; Malpighiales; Euphorbiaceae
Exons: 3
Coding region: 114-668 (184 amino acids)
Source: RefSeq, a predicted model, not a curated record
UUUAUUACACUACACAUUCUUAUAUUCUCAUACUUUAGUAGUUGGUGGUGUUCUUAUUUAGACCAAAGUUAUUUGAGAGAGAUAAGAAAAAAAGAGAUCUUGAUUCUUGAACUAUGGCGUCAAAACUGUUAUUGAUUACAGUGUUUAUUCUUGAUCUCAUUGCCUUUGGUUUGGCUGUUGCAGCUGAGCAGAGAAGAAGCACUGCAACAAUAAAACAAGAUGGUGAAGUAGAUUAUAAUUAUUGUGUGUAUGACUCGGACAUAGCAACAGGGUUCGGGGUGGGUGCAUUUCUGUUUGUGAUGGUGAGCCAGGUGAUUGUUAUGUUGGCUAGUCAAUGUUUCUGCUGUGGCAAGUCUUUGAAUCCUGGUGGCUCCAGGGCUUGGGCUGUCAUCCUCUUCAUUUUUUGCUGGGUGUUUUUCUUCAUCGCGGAGGUAUGUUUAUUGGCGGGUUCGGUACAGAAUGCAUAUCACACCAAGUACAGGACAGUUUUCAGUGAAACUCCUCCUGAUUGCCAAACCUUGAGAAAGGGAGUUUUUGGUGCAGGAGCAGCUUUUACUCUCUUCACUCUCAUAGUUUCACAAUUCUACUAUGUUUCCUAUUCCAAGGCUAGAGACAGCUUCCAUUCAUUCGGCAUCGAAGCUUCUGUCCCUAUGGGAAACUACAAAUGAGACACCCUCUUUAACAUACAUAUAUACAACUGUGUAGCUCCUUUAGCAAGAUUCGUCGAUGCGGUUUUCGUGAUUUUUUUUCUGAAAUUGUCGAUAUGUAUGAGUACAAUAAUAGGUGAGUAUUGUUUGUGUAUCAAUAUGAUAUUUUGACUAUCAACAUUGUUGAACUAGUCAAUUAGUAAACAAUUUUUUUUCA